AUGGCUACAAUAGGUAAGUUAGUCUGCGAAGUUGAAAUCAAAAGCGAUAUUAACUUGGUUUAUGAAAUCUAUAAACACAAACAAAACAACUGUCCGGUCAUCUCCCCUGAUAAGCACUUCAUCCAUGUGGAAACUACAAAAAAUAUGGUUGAAGAAGUUGUCGAUGAAUUACACAAAAUUGUGUUCAAGGUGAUUGAAGGAGGAGUGUUGGAGGUGUAUAAUCCCUUAAUCCUCACGGUUAAUAUUGAAGAUAUGGGCCAUAAUAAGUUGGUUAUUUGGACUAUGGAGUUGAAGAAGGUGAAUGUAAAUAUACUUGAUCCAACACCAUAUUUAGACUUGCUCUGUGUUGUGGUCGGAGAUAUGGAUGCUUAUUUUCUCAAGUGGCCAUGAUGGUAACAAUAAAAGUGAAGUGUUUUUUCAAUAAAAAAUAUAGUUGAUAUAUUUGUGACGAAUAUUGUAUGAUUGCUUGUUAAGAUAUUUAUUUUUAUUGUAAAUUAGCAUAAUUUGUGAUUCG
Molecule: messenger RNA, 514 nt
Organism: Lactuca saligna
Lineage: Eukaryota; Viridiplantae; Streptophyta; Magnoliopsida; Asterales; Asteraceae
Source: the annotation of a GenBank genome assembly